AAAAAGAAAUUUGCUGUAUUAUUUGAAACGAUUUGUUCUCAUCGAUGCAUAAUAUUACGAGAGUUUAUUUAAUCGAUAAGUUGACAUUUCAAAUUUAUAUUGAACAGAGGUCGCUGAUAAAGUUAUAAUUUAAUAACAUUGUUUUUAAGGUCUGUAAAAUACUCGUUGAUCAAAGUCUUUCAUAAUUUGUUCGGAUUAAUGCCGCAUACAGUAUAUUUACAAGCGUGGAACGGAAAGGGAAAUGUUAGUGGGGAGAGAUUUUAGUAUAUCGGAGGGGAUUAAGGGAACUCGAAAGUCUACGAGUUGUGUGACUCGGCUCACUACAGUUUUCGCUAUGGCGUGUAUAGGGUCGAGUAGGCUCUGUGCUCGUGCAGAGAAAUUGUGCCAGUUCGGACAUUUCGCCCAAUUACGGAGGAAAGUUUCAACAACAUGUGUCAAGUCACGACCCAGAAUCGAACAACCGACCAGUGCUUUGGUGCAACACUGUCAGAGUAGUACGAGCACGCGAGAUUGCGGGACGAACGUCGCGAGAAUGAUGAGUUCGAUGCAAACACAAUUGCCCGGCUCGUUGCAGGAUUAUCAAGUCGAUCCUUACCGACUCCUAGAAGACGACCUGAAAGAUAUCUACGACGAUAUACGAGAGGCACUCAUCAGGAACACGACGCAGAAGGAGCUGCAAACUAUAGCGACGUACUACUUCGACGGCAAGGGAAAGGCUGUGCGGCCAAUGGUAGCAAUUCUCAUGGCACGGGCUAUCAAUUACCACAAGGAAAGAAACGAUCUCUUAGCAUCGCAACGACAGGUGGCGAUGAUUUCCGAGAUGAUCCACAAUGCUUCUUUGAUACACGAUGACGUAAUCGAUCAGCCAGACUUUCGCCGGGGUAAACCUUCGGUCAACGUCGUUUGGAGUCAGAAGAAGGUUACAAUGGCGGGAGACUAUGUCCUGGCAGUCGCGUCCAUUAUGAUUUCUCAACUACGAAAUGACGAUGUUACCCUCACCCUUAGUCAGGUCGUAGCGGACCUGGUGCAGGGUGAAUUUAUGCAGCUCGGUUCGAAGGAGACGGAAAACGAGAGAUUCGCGCAUUACCUCACGAAAACUUACCGCAAGACAGCCAGUUUGAUCUCGAAUUCCUUGAAAGCUGUAGCCAUACUAGGGGGUGCUGAUGAGCAGAUGGCGGAAUUGGCGUUCCAGUAUGGUAGAAACAUCGGUUUGGCGUUUCAAUUAGUAGACGAUCUUCUGGAUUUUGUUUCUUCCCUGCCAACAAUGGGUAAACCUACCGCAGCGGAUCUUAAGCUUGGUCUUGCUACCGCUCCGGUUCUCUUUGCGUGUGAACGGUACCCAGAAUUGAAUGCAAUGAUCAUGCGUCGGUUUCAAGAGCCAGGAGACCCAGAAAGGGCGUUCGAGUUAGUGCACAAAUCCCAAGGUCUCGAUCAGACGAAAUUCUUAGCUCGAAAACAUUGCGUGGAAGCUGUGAAGCUCGCACAAUCUUUAGCCGACAGUCCGUACCAGAAAGGUCUGCAGGUGGUAUGCGAUUUAGUGUUGAAUCGUAUGAAGUAGCAUUGCAAGAAAUUACGACGAUAUUGGUAUGAAAGAGAGAAGCAAGAGACCAAACGUGUUGAGCGAAAAGUGGUAGUCGCGAAGAAUUAAUAAACGUUGGCCCCGAGACACGCCAACUAAUCAAAUAGCAUCGAACAAAGCAUAAUGGUACCUCUAAUGCAACAGAUUGCACCGAUCGUGAAGGUUAGAAUAACUGUGAAGUUGACUAUGUGUUCGAUUAAUUGUUAAACGAGGGUACUCGUAGUUUUAUUUAAACUUGUAUGUUUGUAACAUAAAAGUUUACGAUGUUAAUAUUAUCGCGAUAUUGUUAAUUCGAUGGAUAACGAAUGAUUAGCGGGGAAUUAUUUUUAUAAAUUUCACACGGAAAGAAAGAAGAGAAUUAUCAUGUUAAUGAUUGUCUGUAAGGCAAUAUCGAGGUACGAGUAACGUUAUCAUAACGUUUCUCUGUCUACGUGCAAGUUUAAACUAAUGAAAUACGGUGGAGUCUCGCUAUAUGGCCCCGCACGACGCUGAAGUAGCGUCCACCAAUUUCAUCAUCAAUAUUCUGACGUCAUAUGCAUGAUAGACAUCGCAAAUUUUAAAUUUAGUGAUUCGAAAUUAAAAAUUUGUAAAUCUGAAAAUUUUAGAAUUUUUAAAUUCAGAAGCGUUCUAUGGAGGUUAGUCAAUUAAAUAGAUGCCAUAUAGCGAGACUACUGUAUAAGUGUAAUAAGCGAGAAAUCGCUUAGCAAGUGCCUGGAUACAUUUUGCAAAGGGAGAGACGAAUCAUGCAGAAUACUGUAAAAAGACAAACGAUAACGUUUACUUCGCUCUAUAGUGCACAUAUUACCUGAUUUUUAUCGGUAUUGUCGUUAGCCAAUCAUAAGUGUAAAUAAAAUGACUUGUAGAAGUAGUUAUAUUGCAUUAGGAUUGGUGACUCCUUUUUGAUUGUUCUUUUAAUUGUUCUAUUUUAUAGUAUUAUACAGCGCAUCAAAUGGAAAGAGAAAAGAGAAAAAUGCUUCACGACAGUAUUAUAAUUGAUUGGUUUAAUCAAUUUUAUUUUUAGAAAUAUCUUGAUUAAUGCGGACAUAGUACUUCAACGCGAUAAUGAUAAUCAGCCAAAUAAUUUCUUCCUUUAAUAUGAGGUUAUGUAUUAUACAACUGAUAAAUGAACUAAAAUUUGAAUUCAUAAAAUUACAUAUCUGGUAUUUUAAAGAACAACAAUCGCAAGGGUACCAAUACUAAUUGACAGCAUAAUUUAAAAUCUCGUUUAAAGCGUGCGAAGAAUACCUGCCAAAGAAGGCUAUGUAAAUGGUCUUGAUUCUUCCACUUGUUUGAGAAAUAUUUUUUUUAACUUGUCAAAUGUAACAAGUGUUAUCUAUUACUGCAAAUUACAAAUCAUUGGAAUUGUUAGACUUUUAUAUCUUCAUAAUUUAAAAAACAAAGAAAAUGAAAGCGAAUUACCAUCUUCCUUUCAUAUUCUUGAAAAGAGAAGCUGCUCAAAAUAUUAUUUACUACAUAACUGAACAUAUAGGAAUAAAUGUAUAAUAACUUAUAUUUAUAACAUGAAUUAAUGUAUAUAAUUGCUCUGUAAGGUAACACAAAACACCGCUGUAAGAUUGUUAAUAAAACGAACAAAAAAAUGAUGCAAAAAUGUAAUUACGAUCAAACGGAUACGUGUUAGAGUAAGGAUACUCUAUUGGUACAGAGAGAAAAAGAACGAAUGAAGCACUCGAUCUACAUACUUAAAUUAUUGUUUAUAUUUCAUUUAUUUGGCGUUUUAUACAAAUUUUUGUUGCGACUUUUAAUGGUGUAUACAGUAACGUAAUGUAUAAAUACGGUGAAAGAAUGUAAUAUUUUUUACAUGUAAAGUACAUGUAAAUAUGUGAAUUUUUCGAAUGUCUAUAAUAGGGGAAAUUUAUCGAAUUCUAGUAUAACGGUUGAGUAACUCCGAUCGAUUAGCUUCAUUAUUACUGCAUUGUAAACUGGUAGGUUUCAUUUUGUUUGUUGUGUUGGGAACACUAAAUCCAUAUUAUAUAAUUUCUUUUUAAUAUAAAUGUUAUAUUACAAACUCAAAACGUAUCUUAUUCCUUUUAAGAUAAUUACGCGAGAUAUUGAACUCGAAAACAUUUGACAAAACUUAUUUCCAGUUCAGUAUCUCAGCGGAACUUAAAAUUUUUGUACAAUUUAUAUUAUUGAUAAUGUAAACUGUUAUUUCUGAUAAAAAAAACAAACAACACUAACAAAUUACGAUCAAAUUUAAUUUUUACGGAGAUAAAUAAAUGGAUAAAUUAUAUUGUUGUGCCAACACACUUAUUUUCUCUGCUAUUGUACGAGUAUACACCUUACGAUGACGUACUUCUUUUUAUUGACGUAAAAUUACAUUUAUCGUUUGAAAUAGAAAAAAGUGAAAACGGAAUUUCCUCUCUUUUUGUGACAAAAAUUUAUAGAUCAAAUAAAUGGAGAGUUCAACAUUA
Megachile rotundata (alfalfa leafcutting bee) is the source of this 4011-nucleotide messenger RNA. RefSeq names its product decaprenyl diphosphate synthase subunit 1 qless (gene qless). Gene Ontology annotation, biological process: isoprenoid biosynthetic process; ubiquinone biosynthetic process. The record is from RefSeq and is a predicted model, not a curated record. Gene Ontology annotation, molecular function: prenyltransferase activity. Lineage: Eukaryota; Metazoa; Arthropoda; Insecta; Hymenoptera; Megachilidae. Gene Ontology annotation, cellular component: transferase complex; mitochondrion.